Pleuronectes platessa (European plaice) is the source of this 1367-nucleotide messenger RNA. Its product is annotated as putative gonadotropin-releasing hormone II receptor. The coding region runs from base 28 to 1278 and encodes 416 amino acids. Lineage: Eukaryota; Metazoa; Chordata; Actinopteri; Pleuronectiformes; Pleuronectidae. Gene Ontology annotation, biological process: G protein-coupled receptor signaling pathway. Gene Ontology annotation, molecular function: peptide binding; gonadotropin-releasing hormone receptor activity. Gene Ontology annotation, cellular component: membrane. The transcript has 3 exons. The record is from RefSeq and is a predicted model, not a curated record.
AGCACUCUGUGUGACUCUGCAGUGACCAUGCAUCACCUGCCAGCAGAGCAUCAACUCAAUGCCAGCUGCAACUGCUCCUCUGCCCCUUCCAACUGGACAGCAGGGGGCGACACCCUGCAGCUGCCCACAUUCACCACAGCAGCCAAAGUCAGGGUGACCAUUACCUUCAUCCUCUGCGCCACGUCGGCCUUCUGCAACCUGGCCGUGCUGUGGGCUGCCCACAGCGACGGGAAGCGAAAGUCGCACGUCAGGGUGCUGAUCAUCAACCUGACUGUGGCUGAUCUGAUGAUGACCUUCAUCGUGAUGCCAGUUGACGCAGUGUGGAACAUCACAGUCCAGUGGCUUGCUGGGGACCUUGCCUGCAGGCUACUGAUGUUUCUCAAGCUGCAGGCGAUGUACUCCUGCGCCUUUGUCACUGUGGUGAUUAGCCUGGACAGGCAGUCAGCUAUUCUCAACCCUCUGGCUAUCAACGAGGCCCGAAAGAGGAACAGAGUCAUGCUGUCUGUGGCGUGGGCCAUGAGUGCUGCGCUGUCGGUCCCUCAGAUAUUCCUUUUUCACAAUGUGACCAUCAUUCAUCCCGAGGAGUUCACUCAGUGCACGACUCGUGGAAGUUUCGUGAGUCACUGGCAUGAAACUGCCUACAACAUGUUCACCUUCUCCUGCCUGUUCCUGCUGCCUCUGGUCAUCAUGAUCACCUGUUACACCAGGAUCUUGUGUGAGAUCUCCGAACGACUGAAAACGGACAACUUGUCGUCCAAUGAGGUGCGUUUGCGGUGUUCAAAGAACAACAUCCCCAGAGCCCGAAUGAGAACUCUAAAAAUGAGUAUAGUUAUUGUCUUGUCUUUUAUUAUCUGCUGGACUCCGUACUACCUGCUGGGACUGUGGUACUGGUUCUUCCCCGAAGACCUUGAGGGGAAAGUCUCCCAAUCGCUAACCCACAUCCUGUUCAUCUUUGGUCUCCUCAACGCCUGCCUGGACCCGGUCAUCUACGGCCUGUUCACCAUUCACUUUCGAAAGGGGCUCCGGAGGUAUUUUUGCAAAGCCCCCCGAGCGUCUGACCUGGAUAACCACACGGUUAUAACUGGAUCUUUAACUUGUGCUGCCAGUAUUUCACCACUGAAAAGAGAGCUGAGCCCUGCUGCCAGCCAGGAGAAGUUCAUCAUGUACAGCAGCAAUCACAGUAAAGAAGAGUCAACGUCACCCAGUGGCAGCUUUUUAACAGCAGACAAUAAUACAGCUAGAGAUGUAAACCAGUCCAGCUCCGACAGCACCGUGUGAUGACAGUAGUGUUUUUUUUAUAAUGUUGUGUAACUAUUAUUUAUUCAUCUUCAUUCAUUGUCUGACUGUCUAAUGUGUGGGGUCCUGUA